CUUUUUGUUAGAAAACCUAAUAGAACGAAUGUAUUGUCUAAAUUCGAUUUAUCAGAUAAUAUGCUGUCCUUUAUUGACUCGUCACAUCUUUACAUCGGCCUCAUAAAGUACCAUGACGAAACGGUACCGUGACGUCAUUGUAUCAUCUCGCGAGAUUUGCUACGGUGGGUUGCAAAAUAUCAUUUGACAAUCGGGGAUAUUAAUCCAGGGAACUCGCCAGAAAAAAAAAAAAACAUGUCCAGGUUUAUCGACCAAUCGAGUGACGUGUGUCGUUCUUGAGGCAACAUGUGAACCGCGUGAUAACGCUGCAUGAUUUUACCACAGCGUUUCCAGCACAACGGAGUCUUCUGAAAAGGCGAAAAACCAUGCUAGCCACUCCUGUGGUUAGGUUUGCGCAAUACAAUGGCAGCAUCACGACAGCACCACCAGGGAAUACGUCUACUUUCUCCACAUGGCUACCUGAUUCCGAAGCUAACAUCAGCAAGCCGCACAAAUGUCUACAAAUUCUGUAUGAGGAUGUUGGUGACUCCAGGGUACGCUUCUGGGACAUCACCCUCCUCAUACCGAAUGUGGCCUUCUUUGUUUUCCUGAUGUGGAAGCUGCCAUCAGCAAGGGCAAAGAUUCGGAUCACGUCUAGCCCCAUCUUCAUCACCUUUUACCUGCUGGUAUUUGUCGUAGCAGCAGUUGGAAUUACCCGGGCCAUUGUAUCAAUGACUGUCAGUGCAUCCAGCUCUGCCACCAUCAUCGACAAAGUAUUAUGGGAAAUCACCCGCUUCUUCUUACUGGCCAUUGAACUCAGUGUUGUCAUUCUGGGACUGGCUUUUGGUCAUUUGGAGAGUAAAUCUAGUAUAAAGCGGGUGCUGGCUAUCACGACUGUGCUCGCGUUGGCAUUCUCCAUCACACAGGGCACUUUAGAGAUCUAUUACCCGGACAGCCACCUGUCCGCUGAGGACUUCAACAUCUACGGACAUGGAGGGCGACAUUUUUGGUUGGCCAGCUCCUGCUUCUUCUUCUUGGUGUACUCUCUGAUUGUGAUCUUGCCUAAAACUCCAGUGAGGGAGAGGAUAUCUCUGCCAUCUAAGAAGAGUUUCUAUGUGUAUGCUGCCACCCUCUCCUUAUUGAACUUCAUCCAGGGUCUGGGCAGUGCCCUUCUGUGUGCAGGAAUUAUCGAGGGACUCUGCUGUGUUGAUGUCACCACCUUCCUCUACUUCUCUGCUUUCGCACCACUCAUCUACAUCACAUUCCUCAAAGGAUUCUUUGGCUCAGAACCAAAGAUCCUGUUCUCCUACAAGUCACAGGUGGACGAGGCAGAUGAAAGCGAUGUCAACCUUCCACCGACUGUAGCAUCAACCCUUGGCCGCCGGGAGCUCACCGAUCAAGGCCUGUACUAUUCCUCCACCCAGUUUGACGGCUCGGGUCCCAGCAGUGCAGGAGUGGUUGGAGCGCAUCUCGACGACGUUGUUUCGGGACCCUAUGGAUCCAGCAGCAUCAACAGCAUUGAAGCUGAUCAUUGGAGGCCAAUUAACGUCUAAUUCCUCUGUGGGGGUGGUGUCAAACAUUUGAACUCGAGUGUGUGUAAAUGAAGAGUCAAAAGCAAUGUGUAAAUGUGUUUCUAUGAGACCAAGGCGGCAGUAUAAAUAUGGGUGAAGAAGUAAGGAGGGACCCUUUUCUAUCCAUUUAUGUUGUGGCUCCUGACUAAUUGACAGUUUUGUUUCCUUUUUUUUUAAACACUGUUGCCAGUGUGCCCCGCUGCUGUAGCUCUUCGCUCAAGCUGACUUUUUCUCAGCAGAUCUUCUCUCAUUCCGCUUUUCUUCAGCAAUCGCUUUGUCCUCAGUGAGGAAGAUUUCUUCAUUACAUUCUUAACAUGAUUUGAGACACUGAGUAUCAUUUGUACAUUCCCAUUGAAAAGUUUCCAAAACGUUACGUGCUACAAGUUAUCAGUUGCGUGACCUAAACUGCCAUUUCUCAACAUACUUGGCAAAGUUGUGUGCUAUUGACAGGUAUAUUUUACCUUUUGAACUAAGUACUAUUCUGUUAAGUGAAAGUGUUGUGUGUUGCUGUGUAAAAAGAAAGUGGAUUGCAAAUAUAUUCUGUGGUUCAGUUUACACCAUCUUGACUGUCGACUGACACUGAACAAAAAGAAUUAUCAGCCAUGGUCUUAGACUUUUUCACCCCCUUGUACUCUUCAUCUGAGCCGGAAAUGCCUCAUUAACUGCAUUUUUUUUUUGGUCAAGGACAAAAGCUGCCUUGUAUUUAUCCCACCUAUCACUGUUGGUUGUGUGAGUGCUUGGAAAUGUGAAAAGAGCUCUGUAUUAAAACUACAUAGUAUUCACAGUGGUAUCCUACAGUAUAUGGUGAAAACAUACUGCAAGGUUACAUUUGAAUGUAUUUGUUGUGCAGCAACAACAAAAAAAAAAACAUUCUUGACUUGGCCGACGGCGUUUUUGAUUCGAAUUCGGCUGAACGAUGCUACUUAACUGGAGUAGUUUAGAGUAUCUCUGCUUUUUCAUUUUGCAGAUUAGCUCUAAAAUGCUUCUCUAAAUUGCAUUCCAUAAUUUGUAAAAUAGCACUUUCCUGUCAAAUGAAUUCAUGUUAUAUACAGAAUAAAAAUGAGAGUAAUACUCCGUG
Molecule: messenger RNA, 2628 nt
Organism: Hippocampus comes (tiger tail seahorse)
Lineage: Eukaryota; Metazoa; Chordata; Actinopteri; Syngnathiformes; Syngnathidae
Gene: tpra1
Product: transmembrane protein, adipocyte asscociated 1
Exons: 11
Coding region: 366-1532 (388 amino acids)
Biological process (GO): G protein-coupled receptor signaling pathway
Cellular component (GO): plasma membrane
Molecular function (GO): G protein-coupled receptor activity
Source: RefSeq, a predicted model, not a curated record